AAACACAAGGGCAAAAUGCCCAGGAUUUAUGUUCAAAGAGUGAACUGCACAGAUACCCGUUAGAUUACUGUUUGCUAUGAUAUAGCCCGCAACGACACCUCCAACAUGGCGUCCGAACAAUGGAGAACCUUUCUCCAUCGAUGCUUGAUGCAUCGCAUUGACGCGACCGAAUUCAGAGAUCUGUCCAAGCUGUUAUUUUCAAAAUGCUCCAUCUCAGAAACCAACCUGAUCGAUGCGCUGCUCGAGUGUCGCGCAGCCACGGGGGUCAAGUGGGAUCCGCUUCUCCCGCUGUACAUCGACUGCCUCUGCAAAAUGGGCAAAGUCAAUCCCUCGACCGUGCUGGGGUCGUUGUUGAAGCAUUCGUCCAUCCACGAUAAACCGCAGUCGCCAUCGACGCCGGCGAAGAAGCAGCAGAAAUGCUACACGCUCAUGACCGACAUUCGAGUCGUCCAGGAUGUCAUGUUGUCGAUUUCCACGGGGAAUACCCCCCAGACUCUGGCGGAAGCUAUUAAUAUCUUCUCGGCCGUGGUCGAGUGGAUUCAGGCUGUGAUCUCCUGGCAUAAUUCCCAUGUCGACCAGAACCAGCAGACAGGCGGGCUGAUGAGUUCGCCUGAUGUGGUGUCUUUGUUUGAGUCGCUGGGUAUUCUGCUUGCUGCAUUGUCUGGGACAGGAAAGGGAUUAGAUGUUCUUUCUUCUCAUUCUCAUGAAAGUGUCAAAAUCAAACUGGGACAGGCAUUGACAGCCUAUGUCCCCCUUUGUGUUGAAGUCUCGUUGCCGCUCCGUAAUCGAUUGGACAGCUUGCAGAAAGAAUUCAAUCUGUACGGAGAACCGGCUUCCAAAACGUUGGAUGUUUCCAUGAUGGAAGGUGUAAAUGUCAAUGCACUUCAAUUCGAGGCUUCCGUCAUGGAUGGGGCUGUGAUAAACUCAAGAGCUGGUCUCUAUAUCUAUAUAAACGCGAUGCUUGUGGGUCGUCCUUUGGUUGAUGAUACUCUGCUCAUCAACUAUCUUACGAAUCGACAUGGGGGCCACUACGAAGCUCUCAUCGAGGAGAUUACAACAGCCGCUUUUGAUGUGCUGUCGAACGCCAUGUACCGCAAUGAAUCCAGUCGGACAAUGUUUGUGUUCCGUUCAUUCCUAGUCAAUAAGCUUCCUGCUUUCUUUGCGGCCAUGCUGGCCGCUUCCAUGGUGACUAUCCCGAUGGAAAUGUGUAUAAGUCACGCGUUGAGCCGACUGGACCCGAAUACAUUUCCGUCGUUUUCGCAAAUGUUCUCCAUGCAAAGCAACACGGUCUUGUCUGAUGUGAGGCAAGAGUUUCUCUUUGCCUGUGCUUUGCACCGGUUGAUCCCAGAGUCUAGCAUUGAGCGUCUUCUGGGCGAGAAUCCUAUGCAAACCCUUCCAACGGGAGGACAAUACAUCAAGGAUGAACUUGUGUCGCAGAUCAACAACAGCCCCGAACGGACUGAACAGUUGAUCAACGAGAUUGAAUCGAUGGAGGGUAAUGCAGGUGCGAUAGUUGGGGCAAUCACAGAGGUCAUUCACAAUCUCUGCAACCAAAAAGAGACGAUGACGCUGAAGAAUAUCUGCAACUCACUCUCUCGACGUCCCCAAGCGUUGGACGUGAUUCUGCUUUUCCGAGGCACGCGACAGGUUCUACAACCCCUAUGCACCUUGUUGGAUUCCUGGCAUUGGGAUGCGGAUGAAGGCGAGAACCAGCCUGUCUACGAUGAAUUCGGUAGUAUACUACUGCUCGUGUUGGCAUUCAAAUACCGAUACGACCUGAGACCGUACGACCUUGGAAUCUCGAGCAACGACUCGUUUAUCUUGCGAUUGCUGGAGCGGGGAUCGUGCACUCGGAAACUCGAGGAUCUGGAUGAGAAGCAGAAUAAGAAUCUAGGCACAUGGAUCGCAGCUCUGUUUAUCGCCGAGGGAAUUAGUGAGGAGACCAUGUCGGCUUGCAGCCCGCACGAGUUUUAUCUCUUGGUGACUACAUUGUUCAACCAGAGUUUAGGAGCGUGCGAGGCAGGGAAGCUGGAGUUUGACACGUUGAAAGGGGGAUUUGAAUACCUGCUGGAACCCUUCCUUCUUCCAUCGUUAGUUGUUGCAUUGGCGUGGUUGGGCAAUCAUAUCUGGGAGUCUGACAGUGACCCUUCAAUUCCGUUGAAAACAUUGCAGUCGCUGGUGACACCCAGCUCUAUAUCUGGCGAAGGCAAAGCAAUCCAUCGAACGGUGCUGCAGAUUGCAGCGCGCAAUCUAGAGGAGCAGCUCAAGGACGUCCGAGCGAACCACCCAAACCGAACAGACAUCAAGCCCAUCCUGGACGCUCUUGAACCGUACCUCUCCUUCCAACGGGUGGGCAGCAGCCGCAAGAGCGAACUCGAAAGCUGGACGACCAGUUCAGGGGGCGGUCUCCUAGGCAGCAUCCGCAACACAUUCCAGUCACUAGUACUAUGGAGCACGAAUCCCGACAUCAGUAUGGCGCCACAUUCGUACACCCACCGGCAGCUUAUCGCGGGAGUGCGCCUGCUCGGGUCAGUGCGAGUUCUCCGCGGCCUAAUCGAGGAGCUGAAGAUGCAAAGCGAAGGCGGCAGUGGCGAUAUAGCCCUGGACGUCGCGGCGACGAUGAUCUGUGCCCCGAUGGCCGAGUCAUUCGACAUCGACCCGACCGACCAGGUGGAGCCCAAACAGGAACCACUCCCCCGGUGCCCGAUCCUCACACUACGCGACGCCCUCGUCCUGCAGCACCAAUCCGUGCCCCGGAUCUCCGAAAAGGACCCCCUGCGCGCCGAAGUGAUCGUCCGCCUCUAUCGACGGGUGAACGCACUAUCCUCGCCGCCGUCACAGGUACCCAACCUCGACGUGAGCAACAUCAUUCACAACAUGCAACUCGGAGUGGAAGGAUCCGGGCAGAUGGAACUAGAGCCGCCGGCCCAGGAGCCCGGUAACGGGGUGGGCGAAGUGGAUAUCCACCAAAUGCUGGAUAAGGCAACCGCGGCGGCAGCGGCGGGAUAUGAUGGCGGGGUGGGAGUGGGACAGGAGAUGGGCUUAGAGGGCGGGAUGGAUACGAGUAUUGAUGAUGUGCUGAAUGCGGCGGAUAUGGCGGUUGGGAAUCCGGAGUUUUUAGAUUUGGAUAUGGAGGGGAUGUUCUGAUUUAUUAUAUUAUAUUAUAUUAUAUUAUAUUCAUACAAUUCCAAUCCAGUCACUCUAUCCAAC
This is a messenger RNA of Aspergillus wentii DTO 134E9, 3210 nucleotides long. It is a transcript of the gene nut1, whose product is annotated as putative RNA polymerase II mediator complex subunit Nut1. The coding region runs from base 106 to 3147 and encodes 1013 amino acids. Lineage: Eukaryota; Fungi; Ascomycota; Eurotiomycetes; Eurotiales; Aspergillaceae. The record is from RefSeq and is a predicted model, not a curated record. Gene Ontology annotation, molecular function: transcription coregulator activity. The transcript has 6 exons. Gene Ontology annotation, cellular component: mediator complex. Gene Ontology annotation, biological process: regulation of transcription by RNA polymerase II.